CUUUUUUGUACGAGGAUUCUAUAUCUGUAGCGCUGAGGAAUUUAGAAACUUCACACCGAGGACUCUAGAACUGUAUCCACAUGAAUGGACUUAAACCUUCAUACAGAGACAAACAUCGCAUACACAUCUGUAUAUACCAGCUCUAUAGAUAUAGAGCAUGGCUCAAGUAAAAGUGCAGACCUCAGCGCACGCCGUGCCCUCCAUCAACGGCACUGUGCCCACCGUCCCACCAGCUCCUCCCCAGGAUAACAUGGCAAACCCUAAAGAGAAAACUCCGAUGUGUCUGGUGAAUGAGUUAGCCCGUUUCAACCGGAUCCAGCCGCAGUACAAACUGCUGAACGAGCGGGGGCCUGCGCACGCCAAGAUCUUCACUGUACAGUUGUGUUUAGGUGAGCAGAUGUGGGAAGCUGAAGGCUCCAGCAUUAAGAAAGCUCAGCACUUGACAGCCAAUAAAGCGCUAGCAGAAUGCACGCUGCCCUGCCCCCCGCCACGCAUCACUAAACCAGACACACACACCAAUCCAGGCAGCAUCACCCCCACUGUGGAGCUGAAUGGAUUGGCGAUGAAGCGAGGAGAACCUGCCAUCUACAGGCCGCUGGAACCCAGAACCCCCCACAGGGCCAAUUACAACUUCAGAGGAAUAUUCAAUCAGAGGUAUCACUCUACGGUCCCCAGGGUGUUCUACGUGCAGCUGACUGUAGGCAGUAAUGAUUUUUAUGGUGAAGGUCGAACACGUCAAGCAGCUCGGCACAACGCAGCCAUGAAAGCUUUGCAGGCGCUGAGAAAUGAACCCAUUCCAGAAAAGCAACUUCAGAGUCUGGAGGACAAAAAAGGCUCAGAGGAGGAGAGCGACGCAAAUAAAUCUGAAAUCAGCCUGGUGUAUGAGAUUGCACUGAAGAGGAACAUGCCUGUGAAUUUUGAGGUGCUGAAGGAGAGUGGCCCGCCCCACAUGAAGAGCUUCCUGACCCGUGUGACGGUGGGCGAGUUCUCUGCUGAGGGUGAGGGCAACAGCAAGAAGCUGUCGAAGAAGCGUGCAGCUUCCUCCAUCCUGCAGGAGCUGAAGAAGCUGCCCUUCAUCCCUAUAGUGGAGAAGCCCAAAGUGCACUACAAGAAACGGCCCAAGACCAUACUGAAGGCUGGCCCAGAGUAUGGUCAGGGAAUGAACCCCAUCAGCCGACUCGCUCAGAUCCAGCAGGCUAAACGAGAGAAAGAGCCCGAGUACACACUGCUGUCCGAGAGAGGCUUGCCACGCCGCCGAGAGUUCAUCAUGCAGGUGAAGGUGGGUGAUGAAGUGACCUCAGGAACAGGGUCGAAUAAGAAAGUCGCUAAACGUGCAGCUGCAGAGGCAAUGCUGCUCCAUCUGGGAUACAAAGCCUCCACGCCUAUUCAGAACACACAGGAGAAGCCACACAUGGACAACAAAAGCUGGAAUGGACAAAGAGCCUCUUUCCCUGAAGCCAGCACUAACACGCAGAAAGGAAUCCUCCACCUAUCUCCGGACGUGUAUCAGGAGAUGGAGGCCAGCAGGAAUAAAGGUGCCACUGUGCCCUCGGUCACCCCCAUGACCCCUGUGACCUAUAUGAACCCUAAAGAAGUGAGCGUGGCACCGUUUUACAACAACAGCGCCUCAAAGACAGCCGCCAUGGCACGGGAGCUGCUGAACAAAACGCCAAAAACACCCACCAUCCCCUGCAGCUCCGUUCAGCCAUCGCAGCAGCUCGAGUACCUCGCUCACAUUCAGGGCUUCCAGGUGCAGUAUACGGACAGACAGACGGACACAGAGUUUGUGACAUAUCUCACUCUCUCGCCCGUUCAGAUGACGUUCCACGGCAUUGGGAGCUCCAUACAGGCCAGCCAUGACCAGGCGGCUCUGAGUGCCUUGAAGCAGCUUUCCGAGCAGGGACUUGACCCAGUGGACGGAGGAGUCAAGGUGGAGAAUGGACCCUGUGAAAUAUCAGUCAAGCAUCCGGAUGGGAAACAGACUAACUCAGGCUCUCAGGACUGCGCAGAUCCAAACGCUGUCGCGUAGGGAACCGAGUCUUCGCGAACGCCGCUGGAUCCCUCAGAACAUCGACACACAACAGGGUGGAUGUGUCUUGACAACAUGACGUAGAACAACACACACUCGCUCUCAGUCUAUGUGAAGACAACACUAUCUUAUCCUUUAGUUAAUAUGGAAAUUUAACUUGCUAACAAAUGUUGAAGAAAAAAAAAAAAAGAAACCAAACUAAAAAAGAAGAACUAACGUGAUAAUGAGUUAAUGCAUGGUACUGUGUUGACUUUAAGGGAAAUCUAAGUAUUACACAUUUCCCUGAUUGAUAGAUGUUUUUUUUUUUUUACAUUUUGUUUUAGUCUCUUAUGGAUCAAGCAGGUGUGUAUCAUGCCAUGAAAUGAAAUUCUGUAAUUGGUGUGAUGGGGGAGGGGGGCUUACGUACCUUAUUUUCUUUCUCAAUAGCAGUGCUUAAGUGCGUGAAGAUUAACAGACGAUGGCAGUGCUGUAAAAGUUGUAGUUGUUGUCUUCAUAUAUAAUCACUCAGCUUAGCGUUUAUGCUGAUGUUCAUGUAUCUGUACGGAUGUGUACAAGUAUCACACGAAGGAGAAGAAAAAAAAAGUGAACAAACUGACAGAGACAGAAUUAGCUGAUCACUUUCUUUACCUCUAAUCCACGUAACCCUUUCACCUAAACAUUCAUCCCAUCACUGUCUCCUUCUUUCUGCUCAUAACUUGAUUAUUCAAACAAACUCCACCUACUUUUUUAAAUAUGUAUCCAGGCUUACCCUGACCUCGCCCUGCCCCACACCCUGAUUUUGCUCCACACCCUGAACUCACCUUUGCCCACACCCUGACCUUGCCCUGCUCCACACUUUGACCCUGCCCUACACCCUGCUUGAUCCUGUACCUCCAUACCCUGAUCCUGCUGCAGACCCUGACCGCACUCUGAUUGCCAUCAGCACCACACCCUGCCCCUGCUCUUGGCCUACACCUGUUCUACGUCCUGAUCACACCCACACCAGUCAUUACCAGUUGUAAACGUUCAUACACAAAACCUGUGAGUUUUGCGACUUGGACAAGAUGAGUGCUAAUUCUGUUUCUGUGUUUUCUCCCAGCACAUCUACACCCUAAACGCUGUGUGUUGUAUCGACUUAAUGCAUCAACUGAGUGCUUUUAAUAACUGCAUUCUGGAGAAGUUUAGUAAAGAGAGCCUGCAUAGCUUCUCCUUCCGAACAGCUCAAUUACUUGAAUCUUUCUGUUUCCCAACAGCAUUUUCACUUUAAAUGUUUAAAUGUUGAGUUAAGGAAAUGCAGUAAAAUCACAUCAGUUUAUGCUGAAAA
Molecule: messenger RNA, 3332 nt
Organism: Tachysurus fulvidraco (yellow catfish)
Lineage: Eukaryota; Metazoa; Chordata; Actinopteri; Siluriformes; Bagridae
Gene: stau2
Product: staufen double-stranded RNA binding protein 2
Exons: 15
Coding region: 158-2029 (623 amino acids)
Source: RefSeq, a predicted model, not a curated record